AGGUGAAGACAACGUAGCAACCUGUGAAAGUGAAUAUUUAUCCAACUAGGUAUGAAGCAUUGUUGGAACCGGAUAUCAUCAAGGCAUUAAUGUUACUAAAAAUAAGGAACAAUGAACUAUACGGAAGUGAGAUGACCGAAGGCAGGGAAGAGUUCGUUGUGGUCCGCGGAGCCUACAAGCGAUAUGGGCUCAAGGCGGUCGUUCUCAACGGACUCAACAUGACAGUGGAGAAGGGAACUGUUUAUGCGUUCCUUGGACCCAGUGGCUGUGGAAAAACUACUCUCCUUGGUUGUAUAGUUGGAAGAAAACGGUUAGAUGCUGGCGAAAUUAGGCUCGGUAUCAAAUAUAAAUCAGAUAUUGGUUACAUGCCUCAGGAAAUAGCAUUAUUCAGGGAUUUUAGUAUAUCAGAAACAUUAACACAUUUUGCAUGGGUAUUUGGUUUGAGCAAACAACAAUUGAAGAAACGAAAAGAAGAACUAUAUAGCUUUUUAGAAUUACCGCCAGAAACUAGUUUAAUCAGUAAGUUAAGUGGAGGACAGCAGAGGAGAAUAUCACUAUGUGUGGCUUUAUUGCACAACCCAGAACUGCUGAUAUUAGAUGAACCAACUGUCGGUGUUGAUCCUGUUUUGAGUCACAGCAUUUGGCAACAUUUAAAACAAAUGUCUACUGUUGGAAAUAAAACAAUAAUCAUUACGACUCAUUCAAUUGAAGAAGCUAGACAAGCUGAUCGGGUUGGUUUGAUGAGAGGAGGAAUUUUAUUAGCAGAAGGGGACCCUAAAUCACUGAUGAAUCAAUACGGCUUUGACACUUUAGAGGAAGUAUUUUUACAAUUAAGUUACAAACAGGAAACAGGAGAAAAUUUCGACAUCGAUUGCCAAACUGUCAAGAAUUAUCCAAAACCAGAAAAAAAGCCCAAACCACCAGUAAAAAUAAAAAGCAUUUUUGCAUUAAAUCACCUCAUCGCUCACUUCUUAAAAAAUUAUUUUUUCUUAAGAAGAAACUUAGGGAUAUUGGCCUUUCUUUUAUGUCUCCCCAUCGUUCAAUGUACACUCUUUGAUCUUUCAAUAGGGCGCGAUCCACUUGGGCUAAAAGUUGGACUCGUCAAUGAAGAACUGGCAGGUGAAGGAGACUGUAGUAUGUUUACUAAUGCAAAUUGUUCAGUGGAAUAUCCAGCAUCUUGUCGCUAUAUGGCUGCUUUAGAAAAAAAACAAAUGAAGCUUAUCUUAUAUAAAGAUGAGGAAAGUGCUCGAAAUGCUACGAAGAAAAAUGAAAUAUGGGGCUUUAUGCAUGUUUCGCAUAAUUAUACAGAGUCAUUAUUUGAAAGAAUAAUACUCAAUGGAGGAGCGAGUGAUGAAGCAUUAGCUAACAGCGAAGUUGAUGUCUCAAUGGAUAUGUCAAAUCAGUAUAUUGGGAAUUUAUUAAGAAGAGAUAUGUACUUUGCAUACAUGGAAUAUUUGGAAAAUCUAUAUGCAGACUGCAAUUGGCCAGUCCAGGCAGCGAAAGUACCAAUUGCAUUUCAAAAAGCUAUAUAUGGAAAUAUUUAUCCUAGUUUUUCUGAUUUUGCUGUGCCUGCAAUAUUACAGUUGUUUGUGUUUUAUUUACCAAUGAUGUUUACUGUUGGAGGUAUUUUAAUGGAAAAACGGGAAGGUAUUCUUGAAAGGAAUUUGAUAUCAGGAAUGACACUAGUUGAAAUAAUUACAGGGCAUGCUAUUGUUUCAAUGUUAAUACUCGUCGUACAGACUCUAUUUAUGAUGAUAGUUCUUUUUGUAAUAUUCGACAAUACCAUUGAAGGAAGUCUAUUAUUAGCAUUGUCACUUCUUUUCUUGGUUGGCUUAAGUGGAAUGUGUUACGGCUGCCUAGUAUCCGUAUUAUGCGAUACUGAUACAGCUGCUACUUAUAUGGGCCUUGGCAGCUUUUUUCCCUUGGCGAUGUUAAGUGGAAUGUUUUGGCCCUACCAAGGUAUGCAUUACCUUCUUCGUUCAAUCGGAUGGUUCCUCCCAUUAACACUAACAACUGAAGGCUUCCGAGCAAUAUCAUCAAGAUCUUGGAGCAUUACUCAUCCUGUUGUAUUCAAUGGCUUUCUUUCAGUAAUUGGAUGGAUAUUUUUCUUUUCUAUUAGUACAAUUGUUGUAAUCAAAAUAAAAAAAGGAAUUCGUAAUAUCAUGUAGGUUCUCAAACAAUGUAAAAGAUUAUUUUUGUAAAUAUAAUGUAAAUAACAAUUUUUCCAUUAAAAAAAAAAAAAAAAAAUGUUCCUAUACUUAAUAUACCAUUAUUGAGUUAUUUAUAAUUGACAAAUUUUGAAAUUAAACCGUGAUAUAAAUGAAAAAUAUUCUAAGAUAUAAUAAAGGCAAACAAUAAUUGACAUAUAUUAUAUGGUACAAUAUUGCAAUAAUUUUAUAUCAGUAUCUUGAACUGUGAUUGAAGAAGCCUUUCUAAUCGAAAAUAUAUAUAAUAUAUUUUCUAAUGUAAAGUUUAGUUAAAAGUUCUUGAAAUAUGUUUUAUUUUUAUAAUUCUUGCCAAAUAAUUGUAUACCUGAUUUUAGGGGAUUGUAGGCAUCCCUACAGAUAACUUUAACUGUAAAUAUAUAAAUAUGUAAAAAGACUGUAAAAUAUAAUAAACAAUAGAAGUAUUGAUAUAUUCUGUUCAGGGUGUGAUAUAUUCUGUCAAACUGUUUAUGAGUUGCUAAUUUGAUCUAUGAAUAAUUUCUAGUCUAUAAUACACAUUUCAUGAAACUACACAAUUGCAAUGUACAAGUUUUAAGUAAUUUUAAACAAAUCAUUACAAUAUAUUAUGAAAUGAAUUCUAUUCUAUAAAUGUUCUCAAAAUCAAAUAAACUUUGCAGCUAGAGUAAUGUUAAUUAUGAUUUUAAUUACUUUUAUUAGAUAAAUAAAUGUAUAACAACAUUAUAACAAAUACGUUUUCCCAAAAAAAUCUAUUCUGUACACUUGUUUGUGAAUGGCAUGCCAGUUUCUAGUCAAUAGUAAGAUAGGUUUAAAUGGGUUAAGAAUUUCCUAACCAUGAAUCAAUUCACUAUUUAAAAUUAUUGUUCUCUCAACUAAAAUUGUGUAACAUCAACAACUACAUUUUAUCAGUUUAGUAUUCCAUGUACUCCAUCUAAAAAAUGUAUGUAAUAUUUAUCAAAGUAUAUAAUUAUAUUUUUACUAUGUUUUAUUAUUUAUUUUUAUGUGACAAUAAAAAUUUCUG
This is a messenger RNA of Nezara viridula (southern green stink bug), 3204 nucleotides long. The record is from the annotation of a GenBank genome assembly. Lineage: Eukaryota; Metazoa; Arthropoda; Insecta; Hemiptera; Pentatomidae.